UCGUAAUUGUCUCUCUGCACCAGAUUUCUCUGUUUUUUUUCUUUUUUCUUUUUGCUGAUGCUUAUCUUCCCUUCUUUCGUUGUCCGUGAGUGCUUUCUCUUUCAGCGUUUCCUGUGCCGUCGUCUGAUUUUCUGGUGAGACAGAAAUUGGAUAGUUUUUUUCUUUAGUUUUUGUUCUCCUUUGUGUUUUCUCUGGAGAAGUUAAUGGGAUGUACCUUUGGUUUUUUCUCCGUUGUUUGAUUGCCGGAAAUGUGCGGUUUUACUUCCCUUUCUCAUGGAAAAUUCUCUAUUGUUUAUGGGUUUUCUCUCCUGCUGUUAGAGGAACUUGAGGAAGUCCGAUUUAUUGGUUCCCAUACUGGAUAUUUCGUCAAGAAAUCAAGUUCUCUGGUGUAAUUAGGAAUUAGCCAGCCAUGCCAGACGUGCAGGCCCUCGUUAAUGAGUUCCUCAAUAAGCUUAAGAAACGUAAAAUUGAGGGAUCCCAGGCAACAGCAAAGCAGACUGCUGAACUCCUGCGCUCAGUGAUUUCACAGCAACGGGUGCCUCGUACUAAUCAGGCUGGAGCCUUGAUUGAUGCUGUUAGAGCUAUCGGAGAGCAGCUUAUUGUUGCAAAUCCUAUUGAGCUUGCUGUGGGUAAUAUUGUGAGGCGUGUUUUGCACAUUAUUAGGGAAGAGGAUCUUUCAUUGACAACAGCUGCUGUUGCGGAGUUAAAUUUAUCAACAGUGAGUGAUGAUGAUGAUGAUGGUGGUGGUGGUGACCAAGAUGAUCGUCCAGUUCUAUCAGCAGCGGCUGUUGCUGCUGCUGCAAGGAACACCCUUCGUCCACCGUCCUUGCAAAUGUUGCUGGAGGGUGCACCUGACUUUGUUGCCGUUCCUCGAUCAUCUUCUUCUGGCGGUGAUUCUGAAGGGAAAAGCAAAUCUAUGGAUAGAAAUUCAAGAACUCGAAAGCUGAAACAUGAUAUCAUUGAGGCAGUUAAUGAGCUCAUUCAAGAUAUCACAACGUGUCAUGAACUUAUUGCUGAGCAAGCUGUGGAGCAUAUUCAUCAAAAUGAGGUAAUAUUAACUUUAGGCAGUUCAAAAACAGUGUUAGAGUUCCUGUGUGCUGCAAAAGAGAAGAAAAGAUCAUUUCGUGUAUUUGUUGCCGAGGGAGCUCCAAGGUACCAGGGGCAUCUACUGGCAAAAGAAUUGGUUGCAAGGGGAUUGCAGACCACCUUGAUUACUGAUUCUGCAGUUUUCGCUAUGAUUUCUCGAGUGAACAUGGUUAUAGUGGGAUCUCACGCUGUGAUGGCCAAUGGUGGGGUCAUAGCACCUGUUGGAAUGAAUAUGGUUGCACUGGCAGCUCAAAAGCAUGCCGUCCCUUUUGUUGUGCUCGCUGGCAGUCACAAGGUAAUUUUAGUGUAUAUAGGAGCUUCUACCUGUCGUGGACCUAUGUUGUGCCCCUUGUAUCCUCACAAUCCGGAGGUGUUACUGAAUGAACUGAGAUCCCCAUCGGAGCUGCUAGAUUUUGGAGAAUUUUCUGAUUGCUUAGAUUUUGGGAGCGGUGAUGGUUCUCCUCUCCUUCAUGUUGUCAACCCAACAUUUGAUUAUGUCCCACCAAAGGCAGUUAGUUUGUUUAUCACAGACACUGGUGGACAUAACCCUUCCUACAUGUAUCGGCUCAUUGCUGAUUAUUAUUCAGCUGAUGAUUUAGUGGUGCAAAGAAGGCACGCAGCAGGGAAUUGAAUUUGUGAAGAGAAAGAAAAACCCUUUGGCAGUAUUUGACUCAAUUUAUUAGCCAAUACUGCUGCCGUCGAAGAAGAAAGAAGCGAGCAUAUUAUCAACAUGGAGGGAACAUGGGGAGAAUGAGGCUAAUUGACUAGCCAAUUUUGUGGCUGUGAUAAAAGCAAAAAGAUGCACCAAAAUCUGCAUCAGAUUGAGGAAAAUGACUGUUUUUAACUAUGAGUGUGGUAAGCUUCUUGUAUUUGCCUUUGCCCAGAAAAUGAGUCAUGACACGGGCUGCAGUGUUUUUUCGCAGUGACAGUUUCAGGAUGUUCUUCACUCGUAGGCCUACUCCUCGGGGAAAUUUUGAUCUUAGAUGGUUUUAUGUAAUUGAAAGAAGUUUCGGAUAUACUUAUAGUACCAUGUACUUUUUUCGCGUUGACAGUUUCAGGAUGCUCUUUACUCGUAGGCCUACUCGGGGAAAUUUUGAUCCGAGAUGGUUUAUGCAGUUGAAAUAAGUUUCGGAUAUACUUAUAGUUGCAGAUGCUGCUUUCCUUCUCGGGCCUCAAUUGGUUAGCCAUACAUCUGGCGAGAGGGGAAAUGAGGAUAUUAUGAGAAUUGAAGAACUUGAUUGUUCGUUUGAAAAGAAUGGAUUUGGUACAACAAUAAAGCAAA
This is a messenger RNA of Linum tenue, 2368 nucleotides long. NCBI's taxonomy places the organism in Eukaryota, Viridiplantae, Streptophyta, Magnoliopsida, Malpighiales, Linaceae. The record is from the annotation of a GenBank genome assembly.